AUGGUUUACAAUUGUAACGAAUGCGGGAGUAAUUUUCCAAAGCUGAGUCAAUUACUUCAACACAGGAGGACAGAAAAUCACUGGAGAAUGUUUAGUUGUGAUACGUGUGGAAAAACAUUUAACCGAAAAGUAAACUUAGACAGACAUAAAAAGAAGCAUACGAUAACCAAUAAUCUACAAUGUACAGUUUGUAGCCAACCGUUUACACGCUAUGAUAACCUCAAACGUCAUCAGAUGGAGAAACAUCAGAUGGGUGGGGGGUUGAAGAGAUCAGCGGAAAAUGAUGACAUACCUAUAAAACGCUUGAAGAAAAACGACGAUCCUAAAGAAUUUUACAAUAUUACGAAAAUCAAUGAACAGCGCAUGGAAAAUUUAAAACGACAUCCUUACUUACAAAAGAAAACAUUGAAAGAAAAACGAUGUUUCAUACGUAUCCAGAAUGACGAUGACUUAUGCUGUGCGAGAGCCCUUAUUACGGCCAAAGCUAAAUUAGACCAACAUGAAAAAUGGAACAGCAUCAGACAGGGACGUGAAAUACAAAAGCAAUUGGCAGAAAGGUUACAUAAAAAUGCCGGUGUGUUCCUAGGACCUUGUGGUAUUGAUGAAAUCAAGAAGUUUCAAAAGGCUCUGUGUGGAUACCAGAUAAACAUCGUGUCGGCUGACCAUUUUAACGGUAUUAUCUACGCUGGACCAGAUGCUGAAAAGAAAAUCUAUCUCUACUACAGUAACAAUCAUUACGAUAUAAUUACCAGUAUGCCAGCCUUCUUAUCCAGAAAUUAUUACUGUACAAUAUGCGGAAAGGAUAUGACCAUAAGGAAAAACAUUCGUGUAACAAUGCGUGUCACAACUGUAAGAAAAUACAUAGCCCGAGUGAAGAAAAAUGGAUCCAUUGCGAGAUAUGCAAUCGAUUGUUUCGAGGACAAGAGUGCUUUGAUCUUCACCAAAAAGCAACAGCGAAAGGAAAUUCAACGUGCCUCACUUACAUCAGAUGUGAAGACUGUGGAAAAACAAUAA
Mercenaria mercenaria is the source of this 1014-nucleotide messenger RNA. RefSeq names its product zinc finger protein 107-like. The transcript is spliced from 2 exons. The coding region runs from base 1 to 1014 and encodes 337 amino acids. Lineage: Eukaryota; Metazoa; Mollusca; Bivalvia; Venerida; Veneridae. The record is from RefSeq and is a predicted model, not a curated record.